AUUCGCUUGAAGCACCUCUGCCGUUUGCCACCUCCACCACCACCGCAUCUUCGAGGGCGCUCUUGGCCCUUGGAUUUUGAAGCGCACGAACUGUAAAAGCGUUGGAGUUAUUGGAUUUGCAGCAUCCAAGAGGCAUCGUACGGUGGCAUCAGCAACUCAACACUAAGGUACAUGUACCAAUUCUUCAAAAGCAAGCAGCCAUGUCAGCCCAAGCCUUCUGGGACAAGACAGCCGACCUCAUUGCGGUGACGGAAAAGCAUCCGUUCCUGGUGGCCAUGGUGGAUGGAACCCUGGAUAUCGAGAGCUUUCGAUACUAUGUGGUUCAGGAUGCCCUUUAUCUGGCGGACUUUGCCGAUUGCUUGCGACGAUUGGCCAAGAAUGAAGGUGUUUCUGCGCAAGAUUCGGAGCGUUUGAAUUCCUUUGCCAAGGGUGCCGAAGAGGCUGAAUUAUCCUUGCACCGCAGCUUUUUCGUGGAAUGGAAGAUAUCGGCCGACGGUGCCGAGCAAAUGCCUAAUUGUCUCCUGUACACCUCGUACAUGAAACGAAUUGUUGCCACGAAAUGCCACGCUGAAGGGCUAGCCGUGCUGCUCCCGUGCUUUUGGGUAUACAUGCAUGUCGGUCAGUGUAUGCUGAAACUUCGAGAAGAACUUGGAUCGAGUGUGAAGAGACCAGGUAGCUAUGACGCCUGGAUUGACAUGUACGGUGGCGAAGAUUUUGAAAAAGAAGUCAAGGACUACAUUGCCAUGGUCGAUACAGCCUGCAAGGGAGCUGACGAGACGACGCUCAAGGAGAUGGAAAAGCACUUUGUCAUGUCUUGCAAACUGGAGCACAUGUUUUGGGAUCAAGCUCAGACCAGAAUGGAAUGGCCCAAGAUUGUUGCUGAAGGAAAGUAGGCUUGAGUCUUCAAUGCAUAGGAGGCACCGUUUGGAGGACAUAAUCACAUUGUCAUGACUACAAUUUGAUAGUGGUCCUGUAAUUCGAAGCUUUCAAGCGCAUUUCAUUGAGAUGGAGCUCUACAGCUAGCUAUUGUAGCUAUGUAGGUAUCUUUUCGACGUGCGUGACG
This is a messenger RNA of Seminavis robusta, 1063 nucleotides long. Lineage: Eukaryota; Bacillariophyta; Bacillariophyceae; Naviculales; Naviculaceae. The record is from the annotation of a GenBank genome assembly.